GGUUGAUGGUGAUGAGAUGCAAUGCCAGAGGUGACAACACUAAUGAGUCAUGCGAAGGAGAAGAUCAAGCUGAGCUUUGAUGUUGUUAGCAAGCGACCCCUACUCAAGGAAAUCAUGGAUAUUAUUAAUAAACACUGUGUGAAUCAGAUGGACCAUCCUCUAUAUGGUGCUGCACUAUAUUUGAAUCAAGGAAAAAAUCCAGCCUCUUAUAAAAGACAACGAUGAUGCUACUGUUGGGCAGCUAAAGGGUUCUUUCAUUGAUGUGCUAGAUAGAAUGGUGGAAGACGAAGAUACUAGAGACAAAAUUCAUGCCCAAUCCUUGGACUAUGAAGCCCUUAGAGGAGAAGUAUUCUCAAAGAAAAGUGCUAAAGAAAAUAUUGAGUCCAUGAGCGCUCUUGAUCGGUGGAGUUCAUAUGGUGGUCGUGCUAUUGAAAUUCAAAGGUUUGCUAGGCAUAGUGUAAGUCUUAGUUCAUCUUCAUCUGGCAGCGAGAGGAAUUGGAGCACUUUUGAGUUUAUCCACACAAAGAAAAGAAAUCGGUUGCUGCACAAGAGAUUGAAUUCAAUUGUUUUUGUUUCUUACAACCGGAAGAUGAAGACUAGGUUCCAGUUAAGGCGUGAGAGGAAAGGGAAAACUUUUGAUCCUUUGGUCAUUGAGGAGUUUGAUUGGGACCAUGAGUGGGUGACUCGUCACACGUGUUCCCUCGAGGUCGUCGUGGUUGUGACAUUGAUGAGAAUGGUCUUACUUGGCAGCUUGUUGAUGAAGCCAUUGGUGCAUCAAGCUCACUACGAGGCCGCAAUCUUCCAAGGAAUGCUAACAAGUGUGCAAGAAGUUCAAAUCGAGGGUUGGUUGAAAUUGACUCAGGAUGAUGAUGCUUCCAAUGGUUGCAAUGCUGGUGGAGAUGGCAUGCAAGCUGCUGCAAACAUUGUUGAUGAGUUUGAUGUUGGAUAUUGA
Panicum virgatum (switchgrass) is the source of this 952-nucleotide messenger RNA. RefSeq lists its product as uncharacterized. Bases 275 to 952 code for a protein of 225 amino acids. Gene Ontology annotation, molecular function: protein dimerization activity. The record is from RefSeq and is a predicted model, not a curated record. The transcript has 4 exons. NCBI's taxonomy places the organism in Eukaryota, Viridiplantae, Streptophyta, Magnoliopsida, Poales, Poaceae.